Messenger RNA from Beta vulgaris subsp. vulgaris (sugar beet), 2156 nucleotides. RefSeq lists its product as uncharacterized. Lineage: Eukaryota; Viridiplantae; Streptophyta; Magnoliopsida; Caryophyllales; Amaranthaceae. Bases 1269 to 1940 code for a protein of 223 amino acids. The record is from RefSeq and is a predicted model, not a curated record. The transcript is spliced from 2 exons.
UGGUAUUUUCAUAAGCCAUAGGUCUGUAUUGUAAACACUAUAUAUAUUGAAUGUUAGAGUUAACCUACAUCAGGUUAAUAGAAUUAUUUCCCACACUUGUACAUGGUAUCACAGCUUAGGUUUUCCUAAAACACAAACGAAAAAAAACAACAAAAAUUAACCCUUUGAUUUUUUUUCCAAACACUGUUGUUUUUGUUUUUUUUUUACAAUUAUGACUUCUGCGCCUGCUUCCGCCGCGCCUGUCACCGCUGCCUCCCCCUCGUCGGCGUCGACCUCCGGGGUUCCGUUGCCUCCGCCGGCGAGCAGCACCGUUGUCGCUCCUCUGUACGGCACCUCCUUCACGCAGCACAGUCCACAGCGACUCUCUUUUCCUUCUGCCGCUGCUGUGACCUCGGAUCUUUUUGCUGGAUCCUAUUUUCCCAGCCCUGGUCGGCCAGAGUACCUUCCCCUGCCUCAGUGACGCACGCCACCCAACGGUUUCUGCCCGGUUUUCCAACCUCAGCCCCGGCCACCACUCUCGGCGGUGCAACACCUGCAAUCUACUCCACCCUGCCGACCACUCCUCCUGCCUGGUCGUACACCAACACGUCCAUGCCGCUGGUAGGGACGUCCAAUCUGUCCUCUGUUUUCACCCUUCCGCAUCUUUCGACCCCUAAUUUGACGAAUCUGGUAACCAUUACUUUAUCUUCUCCUGAAGAUUAUUUAUUAUGGAAAACGCAAGUAACUUGCCUACUACUUUCACAUCAAUUACAAGGCAUUGUUGAUGGUACUGCUGUUAUUCCUCCUACUACUUUUAUUGAUGAUUCUGGUCAUAAUGUUCCCAAUGUUCACUUUUAUGAAUAUUUGCGUAUUGAUCAACAAGUAAAAUCGUGGAUUUUUGCCACCUUAUCUAGGGAUGUUUUUGUGGAUGUUCAUGAUUUAUCUACCUCUGUAGAAAUUUGGACUAGAUUACAAUCUAGAUUUAUGCAUGCUUGUAUGGCCAGAUCAAUGGAAUUAAAGGGCCGAUUAACUCGUAUUAAAAAGACUGCUUCCUAGACCAUGGAUGGAUAUUUACGUGAGAUUAAGGUGAUUGCUGAUUCCCUUGCUGCUAUUCAAUGUCCUGUAUCGAACCAGGAUUUAGUGCAGUAUAAUCUCUUUGGCCUAGAUCGUGAUUCUGAGUACGAUCAUAUAGUUACCACUCUCCUGCAUGCAUUAUCCAUUCCCAAUCAGUUUUGAUGAUUUGCGUCCCAAGUUGCUACUGCAUGAACAAAGAUUGUUAAAUUCUAAGGAUGCAUUUGAUUCUCAUCAUGCCUUAUUUGCUGUUAAAUCUACUGGUUCUAGAUCAAGUUCCUCCUCCGGCUAGUUCUGGAGGGAGAAAUCGGGGGAGGAAUAACAGAAGCAGAGGUGGUAAUAAUAAUCGUGGGGGUAACAACAAUCAAAAUGGUCGUGGAAAUACUGGUGGAAAUGGAGGAAACAAUAAUAAUCGUGGCUCUGGAGGAAACAACAACAACAAUGGUAAUCGGGGAUGCUCAAAUGGUAUGAGUAAAUAUUCUAACUUGUCAUCCUAUAGUAUGCCUUGCCUAGAUUAUAUUACUAAUAAUUUGUCGUCUGCAGGGAGUAAUUCAUCAAGUAGUAACAAUGUUACCUCUACCCCUACUUCCGAUACAUGUGGUUUAUGUUGGUUUCCAGGUCACCAAGCUGCCUAUUGUCCUCAACGUUUCAAUUCCAGCUUUGUUCCCUCCUCCACUGAAAGUGUCACUCGAGCCUUAGCUGCACUAUCUGUUGGUGGUAAAGCUAAUGACUUAGUCUGGUACCCGGAUUCGGGAGCUGCCUCUCAUAUGACUCAUCAGGAUGGACCAGAUAACAGGGGGAAGUUCUGCUUCAGGGAACCUGUAAGUAAGGUGUCUACCCUCUUCAGCCCAGCAUUGUCCCUCCUGAUCCUUCUGUUCCUGCUUUCCUAGCCAUUAAGGAGUCUGGUGACGUGUGGCAUGCUCGACUGGGUCAUACAUCUUCUAGCAUUUUACGAACUUUAUGUUCAAAUAAAUACAUCACAUGUACCUCUAAAUUUCAUGAUGAUUGUGUAGGAUGUAAGCUAGGAAAAAUACAUCGUUUACCUUUUGCUUCUGUUGAACAUAUUUCUUCAUAUCCAUUAUAUAAAAUUCGUAGUGAUCUUUGGC